AAAGAGAUGAGGUGCUGUCGACGACGCCAAACCAAUAAAGCGCGAGGGAGAGGGCGAACGAAUUGCUGCAAUCUCUCUAUUUCUCUCUCUAAACCCUAAUUUCUGGAUAGAGAAGGUGUAGAUAUAUACGUACAUACAUAUAUUCAAGGAGGAGUCUAUAGGUUUUGUAUCGUUAGUGUAGGAUCGAUUUGUCGAUCUCUCAAUUUCGUAGAGAGAAAGGCCCUCUGUGUUGUUGGAUCGAGGACAAUCUGGUGAUUCGAAGACAGAGGUGAAUUGGAUUGUUCGUUUCCAAAUCCGACUCGGAUUUUUUGUGAUUGAGAAGAACAGGGGGGAUUGGAUUGUGAUUGUAUCGCUGCAUGAACGGUGCGGAGGGAGAGGAAGCGAAUCGAUCGCUCAGAGAGUAGGUUUCAGAUAAAAACUGAGCAGCACUGCACAACAUGUCUGCCAUAGUGUGCGGUAAGAGAUCAUCCUUCUUCGAAGACCUCCCCUCCUCCCCGCCUGUUUCCAAGAGAAUUCGCUGCUCUUCUUCAUCGCCGGUCCGGUUCUCGCCUCCAAGGCCCGUCCCAAGCUCUCCUUCCGCAUCUCAUCAAUCUCCGUUCAAUUUCUCUUCCGCUGCCCUCGAUCACCUUACAGCUCUCUUUCCUGGCAUGGACAAACAGCUUCUUGAGAGGGCACUUGAAGAAUGUGGUAAUGAUCUUGAUUUGGCUAUCAGAAGUCUAAAUGAGCUACAAUUGGGAUCUACCAAGAAGUUGGGCUCCGUUGCAAGAAACUGUGAUGUUACAGAGGGAGAAAAUGUGCAGUCACAAGGUUCAGGUGUGAUGAACGCCAAUGUUGAGGUUCCAUCAACAAUGCAGAACCCCCCCACCAUGGAUGGUGCAGACUGGGUGGAGAUAUUUGUUAGAGAAAUGAUGCAUGCUUCAAAUAUGGAUGAUGCUAGGGCCCGUGCAUCCAGAGCACUCGAGGUCUUUGAGAAGUCAGUGAGUGCUCAUUCAACUUCAGAGACAGCCCAGACCCUCCAACAGGAGAACAUUAUGCUGAAGAAGCAACUAGAAGCACUGAUUCAUGAGAACACUGUUCUUAAGCGAGCAGUUGCUAUUCAGCAUGAGCGCCAGAAAGAGUUUGAGGAUAGGAAUCAGGAGUUACAUCAACUGAAGCAGCUAGUGUCUCAGUACCAGGAACAGCUAAGAACUCUCGAGGUCAACAACUAUACUCUGAUGAUGCACCUGAAGCAAGCUCAGCAAAGCAACUCCAUCCCAGGCCGAUUCCAUCCCGAUGUCUUCUAGUUUGCGAAAAGAUUUAUGUAUCUGGUGCAAAAGCAUGGGUGACAUGCUAUUGCUCUAUAACAGCAGCGAAAUCUUAAAGACGUGUUCUGUUUGAAUCUUAUAGGGUGUCAUGCAAUCACUCCUUAUAAUUUCAAAGAAUAAGGUAUAUUUAGAAAUUUAUGAGUCCGUACUCUCUGUCAGUUUGGUCCUUCACAACACAAAAUUGAGACUUGUAGUUGCAAAUGUUCUCGGCGUGAUUUUGCUGCUACGGGCUCACAGUAAGUAGCCGUGAAACCUUGUCAUCAAAAUUUCAGAACUAGAUGCAGGUAUUUAUGAAUCUUUUAUGUAUGUCAUAGUUGGUUUCCAUUGCGUGCCGAUCCUCUCUCUCUUAACGUCAUAAUAAUUGUUGACGCUUUUGUGGUGGCUGACGUUAUUCUCUUCUGGAAAUUAUGGGUUAUCCAUUACUCGGCCUAGUGUACAGCCGUACCAUGCCAAUGCCUUUGUCACACAAAAAGGAUUUUCAAUUUUCGUGGUGGUCCAGUGCUUGUUCAGCCCUCUUGUUCUCGUGAACCUCUUCACCUUCUUGGUGGUGGGACGCGCAGUGGAUGCAAAUGGUGCGGGGUGAACCUCUCAAGUGCACUUGGUGGUCCUCUACAUAUUCAAUGCAAUCGUAACAUAUUAUGUUAUUGUAUUAAUAUGGUAUAACAGUUGAAUACGUAUUUUGUCAUGCACUUGGCUUAUAUAUAUUUUGAAUAUAUAUCUGUGGGUUUGUUUC
Messenger RNA from Diospyros lotus (date-plum), 2037 nucleotides. RefSeq lists its product as uncharacterized. Gene Ontology annotation, molecular function: ubiquitin binding. The record is from RefSeq and is a predicted model, not a curated record. The coding region runs from base 438 to 1283 and encodes 281 amino acids. The transcript has 5 exons. NCBI's taxonomy places the organism in Eukaryota, Viridiplantae, Streptophyta, Magnoliopsida, Ericales, Ebenaceae.